Cutaneotrichosporon cavernicola is the source of this 1689-nucleotide messenger RNA. RefSeq lists its product as uncharacterized. Lineage: Eukaryota; Fungi; Basidiomycota; Tremellomycetes; Trichosporonales; Trichosporonaceae. The transcript has 7 exons. The record is from RefSeq and is a predicted model, not a curated record. Bases 1 to 1689 code for a protein of 562 amino acids.
AUGUUUAACUAUAGGCAACAAACACCUGAAGAAGCGCAUAAUCGCACUUACGAGCGAGGUAUCUGGCUCUUGGCUCAAGAACUUGGCUUUGCCGCUUACACCGAGCUCACGGCCGCUCCUCUUACCUUCCUCGAGCCCCUUGACCUCGCAACGUACCCCACCACCUUUGGGCCCGAGGACGAAGACCCCUUCUAUGUGCUUCGGAAAGAAGCGAAGAAGGUUGACCCCGCCUCGUUCUUCAGAGGCAUCACCACGACAACCGAGACGCAGGCGAUGCUCAAAGCUGCACUGGCGGAGAUGGGACGGUCAGAGACUGCCACCGUCCUUGAGCGGAUUGGGAAGCGUGUAGAACCCCCAUUCAACUUUAGCAAGAUAACUCUCGGGCCCAUGACGGCGCGCGGUAUGCGUGAGCUCCAGAAGCUCCACGAGCGGUUGACCCCCCCUCGAAGUAUCAAGCAGCUGUUUCUUCCUUCUUCGCGCUAUUUCAUAUGCGGGUACGCCUCUGUCCCUCGCGUCACUGUCCCGCCCGUGACUCCUCUCGACGCGAUCGACGCAGUCUUAAAGUUGGACGACCUUGGACCGGCCAUAAAGGAUCUCUAUAAACGGGUGGCCGAACCAGCCGCCCCCAAUGGUCCGGACAAGAUCUGGGCGCGGCGGGGUGGACUCGACAAGGACAUUAUCGAUCCCCGCGCUCUCAAGGUUAGCCCGCCAAUCUUCCCCAUGCGCGCCAACGAGUUCCCCUUUGUCGCCACGUACGAGUACACUGCCCAGCUCAUCGGCUGCUCCACGGCCCUACCAGACGCCGCGCGAGGGGGAAGACCAGCCCCGUCGCUGUUCCUCGACGUCUUCGAGGAGACGGAGGACAUGGACCCCUACUCCUCUGCCGUGCUGGACGAGUUCGACGAGAUCAUGUUCGAGGAGCUGUCGACAACGACGCGUGCGUCUUCAAUGCCAACUCGCCGUCCCGAGUCGAGAUGCUUCACCGCGCACCGUUUCAUCUCGUCACGUUCGCGCGAGCCUCUCUCGGCAUGGAAGCACAUGAGAGAAGGCUCGUACUCCCCUCCCGGUCCCUAUCUCGAGUCCAUGUCCGCCAGCACAUCCGAGUACUACUCCAGCAAGCCCACAUUUGUCAACAACCAUGAGUUCUAUUGGCACGCCAAGGGCGACGGACUCGUCCCCCAACAUCCAACUCUGAACUGCUCCUUCCAGCGAGAGCAACCGGAGCACAGGGACAACUACGAAGCGGGCGACGAAUCGUUCGACUUUGAGGCAUUUGGUUACGAACCAGGAUCCAGUGACUUCAGCUCUGCACCGCAGUGCAUUGAACGCGCCACAACGCAGCCCAACCCCGCCCACAAGCAGCAGGCUCCGCCUUGGAACCGCACCUCGGGCACAGAGUCUCAGUCGUCAACGUCACUCAUCUCGGCUGUUCCUCUUGGCGCCGACUUCGCCCGCCACGACCUUGACUGGACGGCCAUGCUCCAGACUUCCGACGGGUCGAACCAGCUCGCCUCGCCGAUUAAACUGGCCGAGCCGCCCACGCCCGACUCGAACGGAGACCGCUCUGACCCCGAACCUCCUCUGCCCCGCAGCGAGUGGACGGGUCCCUCGAGGCAACUCACGUAUGGCGGACCCCACUUAACGCCGCACCAGUGGCAGGCGACAUACUGGAAGGCUGAUCACAUGUAG